AAGAAUUAAUAAAAAAAAAAAAUACCAUUUUUUUUAGCUGUCGAGAAUUUUUCUUUAAAUAUUAAGUUAUAUUAAAGGAAAGUUAUUCGUUAGAAUGAUAUCGGUACUAUCCCGCCUGAGCUCUUUUUAUAGUUCCUAUGUCUUGGGAGUACUAACAGUAGGAUAUAUUCUAGGAGAAUUGGGUCAUUAUCUUAUUGGUGUAACAUCGAAACAGACAGCCAUAGACUUGGAUUAUGGCGACAUAGCGUGUCAAAUGAAUACAACAAUGUUCGAGAGAACAGAACUUCCAGAGCAAUGUUCAGCAGUAACGAACGAGACGAGUUGCUUAGCUUUAGAUAUCAAUGGCACUAAUUACUGUGAAUGGAACUACAAUGGCUUAGGUAUUGAAUAUCAAAUCUUAGCGGGCCCAACGUUCAUAUUAAUUUUUACUAUUGCUGGAGUAUUUAUGGGUGUGGCAGCUGACAAAUAUAAUCGUGUUAAAAUGUUGACCGUCUGCACUGUAAUAUUUGGAAUAGCUAUUAUUCUACAAGGCACUGUCAAAGAGUAUUGGCAGUUGGUCGUAUUAAGAAUGAUUAUGGCGGCAGGAGAAUCUGGCUGCAAUCCUUUAGCUACUGGCAUUAUGUCGGAUAUUUUUCCCGAAUCUAAACGAGCUUUGGUGAUGGCUAUUUUCAAUUGGGGCAUAUAUGGUGGUUACGGUAUAGCUUUUCCUGUGGGUCGUUACAUUACCAAAGCCAAUUUCUUUAAUUUGGGCUGGCGCGUAACGUAUUUAGGUACUGGCAUCUUGGCUAUUCUGAUGGCUAUAUUAACGGGGACUACUCUUAAAGAGCCGGAACGUAAAGCUAUUGCUGAAACCAAUAUGCAAGAUAAGAGCGGAAAAAAGGGUAACUUAUGGUCAGUACUAAAAAAUCCUGCCAUGAUUAUGCUAAUGAUCGCUGCUUCUAUACGUCAUUCGGGCGGUAUGACUUUUGCUUAUAACGCGGACUUGUAUUAUAACAUUUAUUUUCCUGAUGUGGAUUUGGGCUGGUGGUUAUUUUGUGUAACUAUUGGUAUUGGCAGCGUUGGUGUUGUGGUGGGCGGUAUUGUUUCUGAUCGUAUCGUAGCUAAGAUGGGCGUUCGAUCUAGAGCUAUUGUUUUGGCGUUAAGUCAAUUGGUAGCUACCCUACCGGCCUUUGGCUCUGUAUACUUUAAUCCUUUAUGGGCUAUGAUUACUUUGGGUCUUUCAUAUUUCUUUGCGGAAAUGUGGUUUGGCAUUGUUUUUGCCAUUGUUGUCGAAAUUGUACCGUUAAAAGUGCGUUCUUCGACGAUUGGUGUAUUCCUGUUUGUUAUGAAUAAUAUUGGCGGCAAUCUCCCCAUCUUCGUUGAUCCAGUGGCCAAAAAAAUUGGUUAUCGAGGAGCCAUUAUGAUAUUCUACGCCGGCAUGUAUGGCAUAAGUUCGAUUUUGUUUCUCAUCACCUGCUUCAUGUUGGAAGGUAAACCGAAAACCGAAGAAACUACCAAUAAGUAUGAUAAAGAUAUUGAAGCUCAUACCCGCCAUAUACAAGGUCAUGAUAAUUCAGUAUUUGCUGGUGAUGAAGUUCCUCCUUAUAAUAAUAAUUUGCCGGUUAUUUUAACAAACAAUCAUUUGCAAAAAAUCAAUGGAACCGAUAAAGCGCAAAUACGCGAGAGCAGCAGGCUAUAG
This is a messenger RNA of Glossina fuscipes, 1678 nucleotides long. Its product is annotated as putative metabolite transport protein HI_1104. The coding region runs from base 95 to 1678 and encodes 527 amino acids. Gene Ontology annotation, molecular function: transmembrane transporter activity. The record is from RefSeq and is a predicted model, not a curated record. Gene Ontology annotation, cellular component: membrane. The transcript has 5 exons. NCBI's taxonomy places the organism in Eukaryota, Metazoa, Arthropoda, Insecta, Diptera, Glossinidae. Gene Ontology annotation, biological process: transmembrane transport.